AUGAGACGAGGGAUCAAAUGUGAUUUAACAGAAGUAUGUUUGAUUGGAAUUACCUUAUUCCUAGAAGGUAUUUCUGCAAAACCUAGAGUAAGACGACAAGCUGCAAAUACUGGACCAGGUAGUCCUUAUAUGCCAGGUAGUCCUUAUAUGCCAGGUAGUCCUUAUAUGCCAGGUAGUCCUUAUAUGCCAGGUAGUCCUUAUAUGCCAGGUAGUCCUUAUAUGCCAGGUAGUCCUUAUAUGCCAGGUAGUCCAUAUAUGCCAGGUUUGACUGGAAUUACUUUAUUCCUAGAAGGUAUUUCUGCAAAACCUAGAGAAAAACGACAAAGAGCUGCAGAAAAUGAACCAGCAUCCCCGGGGCUACCUCAAAUUCCAAAUACUCCUUAUAUGCCUAAUAGUCCUUAUAAUCUUUGUAUAACAAAUAGUCCUUAUAUGCCAGGAAAUCCUUAUAUUCCAGGUAUUCCCUAUAUGCCAGAUAGUCCUUAUAUGCCAGUUAGUCCUUAUAUGCCAGUUAGUCCUUAUAUGCCAGAUACCCCCUAUAUCCCAGGUACUCCUUACAUUCCUUGUAUUUCUUACAUAUCACGUACUCCUUAUAUGCCAGGUGCACCAUAUAUUCCAGGACAACCUCAAAUCCCAGGUUUUUCCUAUAUGCCGAGACAAUCUCAAAUCCCAGGUGAACCUAAUAUACCGGAACAAUCUCAAAUUCCAAGUUAUCCUAAUCUUCCAGUACAACCUCAAAUCCUAGGUAAUCCUAAUAUACCAGUACAAUCUCAAAUCCUAGGUAAUCCUAAUUUACCGGGACAACCUCAAAUCCCAGGUUAUCCUAAUAUACCGCGACAAUAUGAAAUUCCAGGUAAUUUUAUUAUACCGAGACAAUAUCAAAUCCCAGGUUAUCCUAAUAUACCGGGACAACCUCAAAUCCCAGUUAAUCCUAAUAUAUCGGAACAAAUUCCAGGCAAUCCUUAUAUACCGGGACAAUCUCAAAUAAUAGGAAAUCCUAAUAUACAGGGACUUCCUCAAAACGCAGGUAAUCAUAAUAUGCCAGGACAAUUUCAAAUCCCAGGUAAUCCUAAUAAACCGAGACAAUAUCAAAUUCCCGGCAAUUAUAAUAUACUGAAACAACCUCAAAUCCCAGGUAAUCCUACUAUACCGAUUCAUCCUCAAAUUCCCGGUAAUACUAAUAUUCCAGAACAAUCUCAAAUCCCAGGUUAUCCUAAUAUACCAGGACAACCUCAAACCCAAGGUAAUCCUAAUAUACCAGAACAACCUCAAAUCCCUGGUAAUCACAAUAUACCGGGACAAUAUCAAAUCACAGGGUAUCCUAAUAUACCAGGACAACUAAAAAUCCCAAGUAAUUCUAAUAUACCGGGACAAUCUCAAAUCAUAGAUAAUUCUAAUAUACCGGGACAACCUCAAAUCCCAGGUAAUCCUAAUAUACCGGUUCAUCCUCAAAUCCCAGGUAAUACUAAUAUUCCAAAACAAUCUCAAAUCCCACGUAAUCUUAAUAUACCAGGACAACUUCAAAUCCAAGGUAAUCCUAAUAUACCAGGGCAACCUCACAUCCCAGGUAAUUCUAAUAUACCGGAACAAUCUCAAAUACCAGCUAGUCCUAAUAUGCCGGGACAAUCUCAAAUUCCAGGUAAUCCUAAUAUGCCGGGAAAACCUCAAAUACCAGGUCUUCCCAAUUGGCAGGUACAACCUGAAAUUCCAGGUAAUUCUUAUAUACCGGGACAACCACAAUUUCCCGGUAAUCCUUACUUACCGGGACAAUCUCAAAUCCCAGGUCUUCCUUAUAUUCCCGUUCUACUUCCCGGAAUACCACAAAGUCCAGGUACACUUUAUAUUCCAAAUAAAAUCAAUAAGUAA
Messenger RNA from Psylliodes chrysocephalus, 1863 nucleotides. The record is from the annotation of a GenBank genome assembly. NCBI's taxonomy places the organism in Eukaryota, Metazoa, Arthropoda, Insecta, Coleoptera, Chrysomelidae.